This is a messenger RNA of Phoenix dactylifera (date palm), 3497 nucleotides long. Its product is annotated as receptor-like protein EIX2. The record is from RefSeq and is a predicted model, not a curated record. Gene Ontology annotation, molecular function: protein binding. NCBI's taxonomy places the organism in Eukaryota, Viridiplantae, Streptophyta, Magnoliopsida, Arecales, Arecaceae.
UUUUUCAUGAAGCAAGAAACCUAGGAAGGAGACCUUCAGACACUGGCACUAUUUAUCUCGAUCUGUGACUUCAAGUGAGCAAUCCAGUCAUACUGUUGUUGAUGCUAUGAUGAGUUCUGCUUCUGGGCCUUGUGUUAUUGGCCACUGCUUGCUGUUUGCCUGCUUCUUGAGUGCAGAAUUUCUCAUCUGCAGAGGUGCUUCUGAUGGCAGCUGUCUGGAUGCUGAGAGGAAAGCUCUCCUUCAAUUCAAGAGCGGCCUCUCGGACCCUGAAAACCGGCUCUCCUCAUGGCAAGGUCGCAACUGCUGCAGAUGGAGAGGGGUGAGUUGUGACAACCAGACUGGAUUUGUUAUUGGCAUCGAUCUCCAGAAUCAACAUCCAAAAGAUUUUGGCUCUGUGAGUAAUAGCAGAAAUGGUUUCUGGAACCUGAGUGGGAGAGUAGAUCCUUCUUUGCUUCAACUCAAGUCCUUGAGGCAUUUAGAUUUGAGCUACAACACCUUCGAAGGCAUUCGAAUCCCAGAGUUCAUUGGCUCUCUCAAUAACUUGAGAUACUUGGACCUCUCAAAUGCAGGCUUUGUUGGCACCAUUCCCCCUCGGCUGGGAAAUUUAUCUAGGCUGCAGUACCUCGACCUUUCUUCGAAUUUUCAACUCUUGAUGGUUGAUAGCUUUCAAUGGAUAACUGGUCUUUCUUCCCUGGUGCACCUUGCAAUGGAUGGUGUUGACCUUUCACUUAUAGGACCAGAAUGGAUUCAUAUGCUAAAUAGGCUGCCUUCUCUGACUGAAUUGCAUUUAAAGGCCUGCAGUCUUUCAGGGAUUGCUCUCUCCCUUCCUUCUGUCAAUCUCACUUCACUUUCAGUCAUUGACCUUUCAUUCAAUAGCCUCAAUUCAACAAUUCCAGAGUGGUUUCAGAACCUUAGCAGAUUAAUUCAUGUGGACAUUAGCAGCACCAAUUUGCAUGGCUUGAUCCCUGUUGAGCUCUCUAAUCUUCCCAAUUUGAGGCAUCUAGACCUAUCAACGAACGGCAAUCUCACCGCCGACUGUUCGAAACUACUCAAUGGAACAUGGAGACAAAUUCAGAUUCUCAACUUGGCCUCGAAUCGGGUGUAUGGACAUCUUCCUGCUUCUAUUGGAAAUAUCGCAAUGCUUGCGGAGCUCAACCUGUUCUUCAACAACAUUGAGGGUGGCAUCCCAGGCUCCAUCGGUAAGCUCUGCAACUUGAAAACACUGGAUUUAUCUGGCAACAAUCUGACUCUAGGACUACCAGCUUCUCUUGAAAAGACUAAUAAGUGCAUCUCCCAAAAGCCUCUGCAUGGAUUAGCUCAUUUUCGCCUGGCUGUUAAUAAGUUAUCAGGGAUUUUACCUGAAUGGUUAGGUGAGCUUGAAAACCUGCAAGUACUUGAUCUCAGUUACAACUCGUUUCGAGGUCCUGUUCCUCGAUCUAUUGGGAAAUUAUCACUUCUUACUGACUUGAGCCUUGAAGGAAAUGAACUGAAUGGAACUCUACCACCCACUCUAGGACAACUUUCCAAACUGGUCCACUUCGAUAUCUCUUCGAACCAAUUGACUGGCACCCUGUCAGAAAUUCAUUUCGCAGCGCUGAGUAAUCUAAAGAUCUUAUCCAUGUCUUCGAACUCCUUCAUAAUUAAUGUCAACUCUGGUUGGGUUCCUUCAUUUCAGGUCAGAAAUCUGGGCAUAGGUUCAUGUCGCCUAGGUCCCCAGUUUCCCACUUGGCUUGAAAACCAGAAAGAACUCAAAUAUCUUGACCUCUCAAACUCUAGCAUCUCUGGAAACAUACCAACCUGGUUCUGGGAUCUGAGUUCCAACCUCUCUCUUCUCAACAUCUCUUUCAAUCAGAUUGAAGGCCAGCUACCAAACCCACUGAACAUUGCUGCUUUUUCUGAUAUUGAUAUGAGAUCAAACCUCUUGAGUGGACCCAUACCUGUUCUAUCAAAUGAAGUUGAGCUACUAGACCUCUCUCACAAUCAGUUCUCCGGCAUUAUCCCACCGAACAUUGGCGAAGUGCAACCCAAUCUGAUCUAUCUGUCCCUCUCCAACAACAAUAUAUCUGGCCAGAUUCCCACUUCGAUCGGCAAGAUGCAAGGCCUGCAAGUGCUUGACCUUUCGAGGAACAACCUAAUGGGUGUCAUCCCUCCAAGCUUGCAAAACUGCUCUUAUCUGAAAGCUCUUGAUCUGGAGCACAACCAUCUUAAUGGAAUAAUUCCUUCUUCCAUUGGGAGCCUGGAACAACUUCACAUACUGCACCUUGGCAACAAUAUGCUAUAUGGAAUAAUCCCUCCAUCCUUGCAGAAUUGCUCUAGUUUGGAAACUCUUGAUCUCGGGAACAAUAAGUUGGAAGGUAUCAUUCCAUCUUGGCUUGGACAGAAUUUCCCAGCUCUCAGAAUUCUGCGAUUGAGAUCAAACAAGCUUGCAGGAGAAAUCCCAUCCAAGCUCUCAAACUUGCUCUCUUUGCAAGUUCUUGAUCUUGCAGAAAAUGAUUUGGAAGGCCCCAUUCCUCGCAGCUUUGGAGACCUCAGAGCCAUGGCUCAAUCCCAAAAGGUGAAUAGAUAUCUCUUCUACGGGCGUUAUAGAGGGACUUAUUAUGAAGAGAGCCUCACAAUGCAUCUAAACAACAAAGAAUUAGUAUUCAACAAGACUCUUUCACUUGUCACGAGCAUCGAUCUCUCUGGAAAUAAGCUAUCAGGGGAAUUCCCUGGAGCAAUUACAAAACUUGCAGGUUUGCUGGUUUUAGACCUUUCAAGGAACCAACUUAGCGGGAAAAUUCCAGACAGAAUUGGAGAUAUGCAUGAAUUGUUAUCUUUGGAUCUAUCGAACAAUCUCUUCUCAGGAGGCAUUCCUUCUAGCUUGUCGGCCGUUAGCUUCUUGAGCUAUCUCAACUUGUCCAACAACAACUUCUCAGGCAGAAUUCCAUCUGGAGGCCAGCUUUCGACAUUCGAUGCAUCAGCCUAUACUGGAAACCGAUUCCUCUGUGGAUCACCGCUUACCGUUCAAUGCGAGGCAACUGAAACCGAUGUGCCCCACAGCAAUGACAAUGAUGACGAUGAUGAUGCAUUCGAAGACAACUGGUUUUAUAUGAGCGUCGGUAUCGGAUUUGCAGUGGGCCUUUUGAGUGUAUGCUUGGUGAUAUCAAUCAGAACAUGGAGCAUUAAUUACUUCCGUUUUGUAGAUUGGGUCAUCGACAAGAUGUCAAUGGUGAAGAAUGUCAUACCAGGAGCAACCAGUUGCCGUCGUCAAUCAUGAGGCAUGGGAGGCGAUAGAAAAACUUCUGCUCUCUUUUACAUACACUUGGUUGCUUCAUUGGCUUCUAAAGUACCUGGUGCUUUAGGCACAUCUUCAGCAAUUGAUGAUGGAAAAGAUCCUGCUGUAGUAAAGUAGUACUGGUUGUAGCCUGUGUUGUUAAUGUUAGUGGUCUUGACUUUUACAUAUCAUUGUGUGCUUGGACUAAAGGAUGUUUUCAUCUACAGGUCCAACUGAGCAUUGA